This is a messenger RNA of Lemur catta (Ring-tailed lemur), 780 nucleotides long. RefSeq names its product odorant binding protein 2B (gene OBP2B). NCBI's taxonomy places the organism in Eukaryota, Metazoa, Chordata, Mammalia, Primates, Lemuridae. The transcript is spliced from 7 exons. The coding region runs from base 131 to 646 and encodes 171 amino acids. Gene Ontology annotation, molecular function: small molecule binding. The record is from RefSeq and is a predicted model, not a curated record.
GAGGGGUGGGGUCUGUGCCAAGUGCUCACAAGCCACCGGCCAGGGCUAUAAAGGGCACUGUGAGGGGAGCCAGCACAGCCACCCAGACACCCAGGUGACCUGCGGAGGCCGUGAGCACAGAGCCCUGGAGAUGAAGGCCCUGCUCCUGACCGCCGUGCUCGGCCUGGUCGCUGCCCUGUCCUUGGCCCAGGAGGAGCAGGAUUUUUCAGGGACCUGGUAUGUGAAGGCCGUGGUGACUGGCAAGGACGUGCCAGAGGAGAAGAGGCCCAGGAAGGUGUCCCCCGUGACAGUGACGGCCCUGGAAGGUGGGGACAUGGAAGUCACAGUCACCUUCAUGAAGAAGGAUCAGUGCCACCAGAAGAAAGUCCGGAUGCAGAAAACCGACGAGCCCGGCAAAUUCUUCGCCUAUGAGGGCAGGAAGCUGGCCUAUGUGCAGAAGCUGCCGCGGACGGACCACUACGUGUUCUACUGUGAAGACCAGCGCCGUGGGAAGAUGUUCCACAUGGCAAAGCUCAUGGGUAAGGAUCCCACUGUGAACCCAGAGGUCAUGGAAGAAUUCAAGAAAUUCGUGCAGCGCAAGGGGUUCCCGAAGGAGGACAUCCUCAUGCCCACACAGACGGAAAGCUGUGUUCCUGAACGAGACUAGGCACAGCAGCCCCCAGGUCUGCACCUCCAGAGUCCACCCUGCUGCCUGACAGACCCCCGGCCCGCCCGGACCUGCCUCCCCCCACUGCCCUCCCUUCCCCCACCUGACUCCAAAUAAAGAGCUUCCGCAGCUGC